Messenger RNA from Patiria miniata (bat star), 2849 nucleotides. Its product is annotated as insulin-like growth factor-binding protein complex acid labile subunit. The record is from RefSeq and is a predicted model, not a curated record. The transcript is spliced from 2 exons. Lineage: Eukaryota; Metazoa; Echinodermata; Asteroidea; Valvatida; Asterinidae. Bases 72 to 1868 code for a protein of 598 amino acids. Gene Ontology annotation, molecular function: protein binding.
AGAUAGCACACAUUGAAAGAACAGUUAGUACUCCAUGUGGGGAAUUAUAGGUACUCGAUUAAGAGGUUAAAAUGGAACCUUCCUUGCGAAUCCGAAGGGAGACGUUCCUCGCCCUGUUGAUGAUACAUCUGAUAACAGCUGUUGGGUUCCUGCACUACCGCUGCCCGGAUUACUGCCGCUGUGACAGGAGGACGAAGACCGUAACUUGUAAGGAAAACUUAUUUGCCGAGGUUCCCCCGAAUCUUCCCAUCAAUACCAAAACACUCGACCUCCAGGGGCAAAGCUUCACCAACUUGCAAAGGAUAUCUCUCUACCCGAUCCGCACCUUGAGGAAAUUAAAUUUAGCGGACGGCAACAUCCACAGCAUUGCGGACGACGCUCUGAGAAAUACGCCCAAGCUGAAGCGGCUUAACCUGAGCUUCAACUACUUGAACGAGAUCCCUACGGCUGUCUCGGCAGGAAUUUCAAUCAAAGAACUCAUCAUGCCCUACAAUAACAUUCGAUCCCUCCAUUCGGACGACUUUGCCAAUUUGACUCAGCUAGAGAUCCUGGAUCUCGACAAUAACUUCAUCAGUUCCCUACCCUCCGGAGUCUUCAGCCAUUUGAAAAAGUUGGCCAUCCUCUAUCUCUCUAACAAUUCCAUACGUUCCCUCUCCGGUGCCAUAUUUGGAAACCUGUCCAAGUUGGAAGAGCUGCACCUGACGCACAAUCGCAUUCAGGUGGUGUCGAGCGGCUGGCUGAAUAGUGUGCCAAACGCUUGGGUGCUGGAGCUUGGGUUCGCCGUGGAGGAGGGGAAUCACACAGCUGCCGCUAAUCUGCUGACGACCGUCGGCACCGAUGUGUACUUGCAGAACGUGGAGCGCUUAGUUGUCAGUGGAAACGACAUGCUUGAUAUCCCUUGUGAAGACUUUUUGGUAUUUCCAUCCCUGAAACACCUAGACCUCAGUCUGAACUCUUUUACAGACAUUCCGCAGGCAUGUUUCAGCAUGCUCAGCGAACUGGAAACACUUAUACUGAAUAACAACGCAAUCAACGCGCUGAAACAAGGAGCCUUUUACAAUUCCACUAGCAUCUGGACCUUGGACCUUUCAUUUAAUCAUCUCCAGGAACUGCAACCAGGAGCCUUCCUUGGUUCUUACCUUGAGACCCUGGACCUCAGCAGUAACAAAAUCCGUAGACUCAACAACGGGAGCUUCAUUGGCUUGGAACACCUUCCAUACUUAUAUCUAAUGGGGAACAGAAUCGAGAGACUGACUAGAACCAUUCUGAGACCGCUCAAAAACCUGUACAUCCUGGACCUUCGGAUGAACCGCCUGACGCGGGUGUCCAAUCAGUUCUGCAACAUGUCCAGCCUGACGAACUUAGCCCUGACCGGCAACUUAAUCGAGUAUAUUUCACCGGGAGCCUUUCGGGGGUCUGAUAACCUCAGGGGUCUCUUCCUGGACGGCAACCGUAUCCAGACGGUUGCAGAGGAGACCUUUAAUCUGCCCAACCUUGUGGCCGUAAAACUCAACAACAAUCCUUGGCACUGCGACUGCCGGAUGCGAUGGAUCCGAGAGGCAAUGUUUCCGGACAGCAAGCGGCACACAUGGAUGCUCUACACGGACGUCGAAGGAGUAAACUCCUACAUGGGCAUCACCUGCGCCUCGCCAACGUCCUUCGCGAACUUCUCCCUCUUCCGGAUCAAGGAGACAGAAAUCUUCAGGUUGAUUUGUACGAGUUACGUGUCACCCUUGGCGAUCGAGAUCAUCGUGGGUAUCUCCUUUGCCAUCAUCGCCUCUAGCACGCUGUGCUAUGUGGCUAAACUGUACUGCAAGGUCAGGGAGUUGGAAAGGACGGGUGCCGAAACUGCCAAGUCAUUGUCGUAGUAAUCAUCCACCUGUAUGUACAUGUCCUUGGAUCUUUUCCAGUGUAUUGUCAUUACUGAUCACAUGUAGUUACUAAACAUUGGACGUUUCACAGCAAAGAAAAGUUAUCGUUGGUGGAGAAAGCCCUGCCAAACCCACAGAGUGCAAAUGGUACAAGUAGUACACUUUGCACUUUGCGACAAACUUGUAACGGCUUUCAGUUUGCUGAGAGAAAGGACUGUAAAACUGUUAAUUUUGGGGAGGAGGGAGUGUUAUAAAAGCAAGUGAAAUGGCCACCACGAAAAUGAGAAUGGCCCCUCGGUGUCAACCGCAUGUUGACGCCCUUUGUAAUGUAUUGCAGUAAUCGAAAGGCCUAUGUGCCACCCCAUAGGAUCAUCAGGGCCAGGAUUAAGUUUUAAAAGAUCAGUCACAUUACUGUGGAAGACAUUGACUAGUUAUAAAGAUAAUAUAUUAUUUGCAACAAUCUACAACAUACAUCAAAAUUCAAUAAGGGGAGUUUCAACCGUAGAAAAAGGUUAAAAAGCUGCCCCGCCCCUCUGCUAAAAGCCACUGUGUAAAUUGCGUCAAUGAGGCAGCAAACAGAAAAGACCAGUUUGCUUACCCCACGGUACGGCACUAGCACUCCCACAAAAAUCAAAGCUGCUUGGCCUGUAUUGCUUUUCCGCAGCAUUAUAAAUAAACAAUGCGUGGAUGCUUCUUUUGUCGCUGAAUUCUCAAGAUUCGAAACAUUUUAUUGAUUCUGCCAGAGGGAAGGUCUUUGUGAAAUCUGCGCCUCUAUGGUAAAUCGAACUGUGUGAAAUGCUUUCACUAUAGGCCUAUACGCAUGUAAAAGUUUAUUACAAAACAGUCGUUUGAUUGUAAAGCUGUACAUUGACGUCAUCAAAAUGGGCUUGUGCCAGAUGCUCCAGACGGCUUUUGUUUUCCUUCUGGUUUUUUUUAGCAGAGCUUAUUCACUUUUAUUUAUUUUUUUUACGGCUGAAA